Molecule: messenger RNA, 9502 nt
Organism: Panthera uncia (snow leopard)
Lineage: Eukaryota; Metazoa; Chordata; Mammalia; Carnivora; Felidae
Gene: DCTN5
Product: dynactin subunit 5
Exons: 6
Coding region: 112-660 (182 amino acids)
Source: RefSeq, a predicted model, not a curated record
GACGCCCAGGGCGGAAGUGGAGGAGCGGCCGGAAGUAGUCCGAAUCCCAGUCAGACUGACCGGCCGGCAGGCUUUGACAGGAGCCGGAGCUGCGGAAAGAAGUUGGUGGCAAUGGAGUUGGGCGAGCUGCUUUAUAACAAGUCGGAGUACAUCGAGACGGCAUCUGGAAACAAAGUUAGUCGCCAGUCUGUGUUGUGUGGAAGUCAGAACAUCGUUCUCAAUGGCAAGACCAUUGUGAUGAACGACUGUAUUAUCCGAGGGGAUCUGGCAAAUGUGAGAGUUGGACGUCAUUGCGUUGUGAAAAGCCGGAGUGUCAUAAGGCCGCCUUUCAAGAAAUUCAGCAAAGGUGUUGCAUUUUUUCCUUUACAUAUCGGGGACCAUGUCUUUAUUGAGGAAGAUUGUGUGGUCAACGCAGCUCAGAUUGGCUCUUACGUUCACGUUGGCAAGAACUGUGUGAUUGGGCGCCGGUGUGUAUUGAAAGAUUGCUGCAAAAUUCUUGACAACACAGUUUUACCCCCAGAAACUGUGGUGCCGCCAUUCACUGUCUUCUCCGGCUGCCCAGGACUGUUUUCAGGGGAACUCCCAGAAUGUACCCAGGAGCUGAUGAUUGACGUCACCAAGAGCUACUACCAGAAGUUUUUGCCCUUGACACAGGUCUAACGUCUCUGCCUUGUGUCUUGAAUUUGGUUGAGCUCUAAGAUGAACUUGGGGACAAAGUGAGCCAGCCAGCAUCUACAAAGAGCUCUAGUGUCUUUGAUAUCUUCCACCCUCUUUUUUUGUUUGUCUGGUUUUGUUUAAUUCUUUAGAAUUUCUCAAUCCUUCCAGGUUCUAAGCUCUUAAGACUUUAAUAACAGAACGCCUGGAGGCGUUGUGUCCAAAUGCUGUACUUAAACCUUAUCUAUUAACAGUCACUCCAUACCAUUAUCUGUGGAACACAGAAUCAUCUGUUCCCAACACUCCCACCCCUUGGUCCCGUGGAUGACUGGAUCCUGCUGAAAUAGGCCCGCCGAGCGCAGCACUGUCCCAGCGUGGAGGUCAUGGAGCUGGUGUGCUGCUCUCAGCCUUUAGCUGCUCACAUGGAUCGCUCUCGGCUUUCCUGAGCUAACACAUUUGGCCAGUUGCCCCAGUUGCUCAUGGGGGGAAAAAGAGUGACUUUUCAGAGCCCAGAUUCCUGUUUGCUACUGAAACUUCAAGGGAGGGGUGGUUAGCAUUUCUCUCCUUCCCAAAAUGACCUUAACUGUCCUUUUAACCCAGGGUGAUGAAUAAAAGACUUUCUAGCAUUCUGAUCUAGGGCCUUUGGCUUUCACUAGAGGGGAGGCCCUCAGCACCCAGGUUUUAUUUUUGCAAAGACCCAGGUUUGAGUCUCCCACGUGGAUGGGCUAGUCUGGCAGUCACUCUUUGCUAACAGUAUUUAGAGGCAGCAACAUAUGCCUUAUUUCCUUGAAGACGUAGCAUUUGUCACAAUUGUUCUCUAACCUAGAACCAUUCACCCACUCUAUAUUUGCCAUAAACGUCACAGUUAAGACCAAAUUAUUUGUACCUGGACCCGAUCAUGUAUAUAUACAGGGGCCUCUUAAAUCAUUCUGUGGGCACAGAGUCCCAAGGAGUAAAUGAAUUUACCAGUGCUGUUCUUACCAUCUCUUGGGUAAUAACACAAUCCUGCUUGGUUCUGCUCUGACCUUUGGUCUAAAAGGAUUUAGAAGGGAAGGCCUGAGAAGCUUGGCUUUGCUCAAUGCUCUGAUUCUGUUUUGAACAGGGUAGGAUAGUUCAGCCUUGAAGAUUAAGGAUCUAGCAGGAGCUGUCCUAACUUAAUAUCUGGUUGUGGGGUUAAAGUGUCUAUAUGUGAUGAUCUCUACUACGUCAAUAUAAAACUAUUUUCUGGUUUGUCUUUUUUUUUGUUUUGUUUGUGCAUUAAAAGAUUGACUUCAAAGAUUAUUUGAAGGUGAUCCUUCUCUAUCUCCAGUGAUGGCUACCUCAGUUCCUUGGGCACUUUACUGCACUGCUGGUGCCCUGCUACAGACUUGACAUUCACUGGUUUGCUUACGGUUCACACCAACCCAGUAAGGUGGAUGUUGUUCCCAUUUUACAGAUGAGAAAAAAACUCAAAGAUCUUAGGUAACUGGUCCAGUUCAUACAAUGAAGAAGUGACUGACCCAGGAGUCACCCCCCCCCCCCAUGCCUAUCUGACAACAUAGCCAUGUUACUCAGCUGUGCCCUGGUAAGAUGAGACUAGGCUUGCCCUUGGAGCACAUCUGCUGUGCGUCCUACUUGAUGUCAGUAGUCUGUGAUGGUUGCAGUUUUUUACUUUGUUUUGAUUGAUUGAUGUCAUUUCCUGGCAUCUCCCCCAACUCACUUCUCCUUUCGUGCCACCAUAAAGGCAGAUCUUGGAAUUGGCAGAGCUUUGUUGCUGUCUAAACUACCCUCUUGUUAGCUAGUGAAAUCCUGCAGGGCCUGUCUAACAUAUUACCAUCCAGCCUGUGUUUGAAUACCUCCAGAAGGAAGCGUACCACUUUAUGCAACUAUCCAUUUUCUUUAUCAAUUUAUUUCUUCCAGCUUCAUUGAAAUGUAACUGACAUAUAAUUUUUUGACUGCCCAUCUUGUGGGUGAACAGUGAAAAUUAAGAGAAAGUGGGAUCUUUUAAAAGCUUCUUCAACACGAUUUUAAAAGCCUUGAGUAACUCAUGUACGAGAUUCCAAAAACCCAAUCCAGUUAGUGGAAAAGGGACAUGCAGUGAAGUAGAACUUCCCAGUCUAGAACCCCGAUUGCACAUUCUACUGCCCAGGGGCAACUACUCUGAACAGGUUUUGGUGUGUCCUACCAGAGACUGCCUGCAUGCAGCAGCAGAUACGUAUGUAUACCACAGCCUGUGUAUUUAUACAACUGUGAGCACAUAGUAGGUGUGCAGCUUUGCACCUUGCUGCUUCUAUGGAAUGAUACACCUUAGAGGCGGUUCCACCUUUGGCACAUACGGGUGAUAAAAAUGGCAGUCACUAAUAUUUACAUAGUGUUCCCCCAUGUACCAGGCACUCUUCUGACUUCUGCACAUUUAUUAACUUCUUUAGUCCUCACCACCACCAGGGGUAGGUACCAUUACUCUUCCCCAAGGAACAGAGGUUAAGUAAAAUGCUCAAAUUUGUACAUCUGAUGGGAUGGUGAGUCAAGGCAGUCUGCAUGUAGAGCCCAUACUUUUCAUCACUAUGCUGGAAUUCCUCUCUGUUGUAAAACCUUUCAUUGCCCAAAAUUGUAUCAUCCAGCCAGCCCUCACUGUUCAGAAAGCUGAGAAAGUAUUUUGCUUUUUCAGGCAGACAAGGGAAAGGGGGUUGGGAGUGGGUAUGGGAUGAACCAUCCAGCAGUGGCUGCCCCAGGCAGGAAGCCCAGUGUCCCCCUGAGAAGACUGUCUCCUUGCAACUUGCCUUGCUGUCUUGUAGCUGCAGUGGUCGUUUAAGAGCUAAAUGGGAGCAGGUUUCAUGGGAACUGUGUCUUGCUUGCAGUCAGUAAAUAGUGUCUUAAAAUUCUGUACCAUAUAGUUGGCACUCUAUAGAGGAAUCUGCAAGCUAGAUUAGAUAAAAAUCCACAUAGAAUGCUUUGUUGCAAGUGACAGAAAUCCAGCCCGAGCCAGUUUAAGUAAGAAAGGGGUUUUAUUGGCUUACACAACAGAUCAUGGAAAAGGUUAGCUUCGGAAGCAAUGUAAUGUGAAUCUUGGGCAAGUUACUUAAUCUCUCUGCCCUGUACCCUAAGCUGUACAAUGGGGAUGACAAUGGCACCCCCGUAGAAUUGGUUCUGAUUAAAUGAGGUACUAUAUGUAAACAUUAAAGAUCGUUCCUAGCACUCUGCAAGUAAUAACAUUAUCAUUGCAGGGAUAAUUAUAUCCAGAGACUGAAACCCAAUACGGCUCUUUGUUUUCUAUUUCUUUUUCACCUGUACGUUAGUAAAGGUACAGACUGGGCUGCUGUAACAAAGAGACCACCGAACUACAGUGGCUGUCUCUCACCUAGCAGUGUGGGGAUAGUCAGGUUGUUCAGCGCAGAUAGGUGUGGGCUCCAGGAAACCACCAAAUACCCAAGUUCCUACUAUCUUGUCACGUGACCACAUUUAGCUACAAGGGAGGAGGCAAAUUUAGUCACUGGCUGCAUAGCUAAAACUCUGAGGAAGGAGAGUCUAACAGUAAAAGGGAGAGGGGGAGAUUGGACACAGGGAAACAGUAAGCAAGCUCUCCCAGGUCUGCGUUGGCUUCCUUUUCUCCUACUGUAAGCGGGUUCUCUCAUGCAUUGGAGCCCAUGGCAGCUGACUGCUCCAGAUUCUACCCUCUCAGCUUACUAGCCCUGAGAGAGAGGCUUCUUCCCCCCAGUUCUAAUUUGGAAAAUCCUUACAGAAAGGUCCUCAGUGGUUUCUGGCAAGUCCCAUACCCUUUUGGAUUAAUCACUGCCCUAGGGUGUGCAGCCCUAUGAUAAACCUGAUGUAGGUCAUGAGCUUUCCUCCAUCCCCCCCAUGGCUGAGGAACAGCAGAGCCCAUCACCAAAACAGGAUGCUGGGCAGACAAAUAAUAGCUACUACAAAUAGUAAACGAGUCUAUAAUUACUCGUUACUGAUACUGUUGGAAAGGAUGUUGGUGGUCAUAUGUGUCCUAGGAAAGGCCAGCUGGAUUCUGUCUCCAUGGUGGCUCUCACCCCAGGGACAAUCUGUCACUAGAUAAUUACCUUUAAAACCCCAGAGAAGAAAGUCUCCUUGUCUUCACAAUACUCUCUGAACAGCAGACAGAUGGGAGAGACCUCGGCUGGGACUCUUUCCAGUUGUCUUAGGGGACAGGGGAAAUUAAUUGGCUCAUGUAGCUGAUAAGGCCAGGGCCAGGUUAGGCUUCAAGCCAUAUUCCAAGACUCACAACAGCAUCAUCAGGGAUCUGUCUCUUCGGUUCUUGACUCUGCUUUCCUUUGAGCUGGCUUCAUUCUCAGGCUUCACGAGUGACCGUGUAGCUCCAGUUAUUGGUAGAAAGAGCUCCCUUUCCCCGACAGAACCCCUAGACCUGGCUAUCAUUGGUCCAAACCUGGGAUGUAUUCAGCCUCAAGUAAUCACUGUGGCCAGGAAGGUGGAAUGCACUGAUUGCCUAGACCAGGGACACAUCCUCACAUGGUCCGAGAGUUGGUGUUGGGUGGCUGUGGUGGGGGGUGAUGUUGCCAGAAGAGGGGAUGGAUGGAUGCUGGGCAGGAAAAAUCACCUGCUGUCCAGUUCAGGCCUCUUCCUUUUCUCCACUUGUCUUCACUGCCCUCUGUUUAUCUGCCUACUCUUACUGCCUGUCCAAUCUCAAAUUACCCUUGGUCUUGGGGGUGGGAUGCCUCUGGUUGUACCUGGGCCUGGCACAGGAAGGAUGUUGCUUAGCCAAAGUGAAGUGUUGAUAAAGAGCCAUUUAGGGUCACCUGGGUGGCUCAGUUGGUUAAGCGUCCAACUCUUGAUCUCAGCUCAGGUCUUUUUUUUUUUUUUUUUUUUAAUGUUUAUUUUUGAGAGAGAGAGACAGAGCAUGAACAGGAGAAGGGCAGAGAGAGAGGGAGACACAGAAUCAGAAGCAGGCUCCAGCCUCUGAGCUGUCAGCACAGAGCCAAUGUGGGACUUGAAUUCAUGAACUGCAAGAUCAUGAUCUGAGCCAAAGUCGAUGCUUAACCGACUGAGCCACCCAGGCACCCCUUUGUUUUCUUUUUAUGUUUAUUUAUUUAUUUAUUUUGAGGGGGAGAGAGCAUGAGCAGGGGAGGGGUAGAGAAAGAAGGAGAGAGAGAAUCCCAAGCAGGCUCUGCGCUGCCAGCACAGAGCCUGACCCACCAUGACUUGAUCCCAUGAACCACGAGAUCACAACCUGAGCUGAAAUCUGGAGUCAGACGCUCGGGGCGCCUGGGUGGCUCAGUCGGUUAAGUGUCUGACUUCAGCUCAGGUCAUGAUCUCAAGGUUCGUGGAUUCGAACCCCAUGUCGGGCUCUGUGCUGACAGCUCAGAGCCUGGAGCCUACUUUGGAUUCUGUUUCCACAUCUCUCUCUGCCCAUCGCUCAUUCAUACUCUGUCUUUCUCUCUCUCUCUCAAAAAUAAAUAAACAUUUAAAAAAAAAAAGUGUCAGAUGCUCAGAUGCUCAACCAACUGAGCCACCUCGGCACCCUUCAGCUCAGGUCUUGAUCUCAGGGUUGGGAGUUCAGGCUUCCAUGUCCAGCAUGGAGCCAACUUAAAAAAAUAAGUAAUAAUAAUAAAGAGCUAUUUAGAGGAUGCUCCUCUGCCUGGAACUUCUUCCUUGUGGACCCCAUAGCACCUUGUUAGAGGAGCCCUUGUCAAGGUCUAGGUAGAAUUCUAGUUAUGUACUUGUGUUCUUGUCUGAGCCCACACUAGCUGUGAGCUCCUGAGGAGUCAGAUGUGAGCCUGUGGGUAUCCAGCCCAUACUUAAUGGGGUGAGCCCCUCCUCCCCUCAGUCCCUACCCAGCCUAGAUAAGUGUUAUGUUGCAAGAUCCCAGGUACAGGGGACAAGGUUGAAUGACUGACUCGUGUGCCUUCUGUUGACUGAUUCUGGUGCAUGUGGUUGCACAGGGUUACUGUGGUUGUUUGGGAUGUGCAGUGGCUUCAGAAUUAGUCACUUCUGCAUGGGCCAUUUCACUCAGAGCCUGAGGCCACGCUUCCUUUCUUAGUCACUGACCCAUGUGGGUAAUGGCAGACUUGAAGUGAAUCAGACAAACAUUACUUCUAUUUAAUACAUCCUUGGAAGUUUCUCAGCUGUAAAGAAGGGAUCUUGGUGGCUAGGUAGGUCUUUCUUGGUGUAUUGAUGUGGCCAGUGAGAGCCCACAAGAGUCUAGAACAUGGAGCCCCAGACACAUUCUGACUUGCCCUCAGCCAUUCUCUAGGACAAAUUGACAUUAAUGGACCUGGAUGGUUGCCUUGGGUGAUCAGAGCUAGCUGGCUGAUCCCCAGGGGGUAGCUUCAAUGGAGUUGCAAGGCCCCUGUAAUGACAUUGGCAGUGUUGAAACAUUGUGUUAAGGCUUGAUUAUUUCAAAAAAGUUGUCAACAAAGUGUCCUGCCAGCUUGGACCAGUUUCUCCAAGUCCAUGAUCACUGAAACACUUCUAGAGCCCCCACUAAUGUGCUUUUCUAGAAUAUGCACUUGCUACCUUUAGGGCUCGGAAGGCGGGGCCCUGAGCACAUGCUAUAUCACUCAUUUGCUCAUUUACCAAAUACCUUUUGAGCCACUGCUGAGUGCCCAGCGGUGCCCUAGCCCCUGGAGAUACAGUAGACAAUCAGAUGGAGCCAGAUCCUGUCUGUAGGGAUGUUAUAGCUUAGUAGGGGAGAGAAAGCCAAAGAAACAGAGUUCCCCAAUGGAGGCCUGGGGGCCCCUUUUCAGGUCACCGUGGUGAAGAGUGGGCACUGGAGGCAGGAAGAUCAAACCCCAGCCCUGCUGCGUACUAGCCUUGUGACUUUGGGCAAGUUAUCUCCCCUUGUGGAACCUCGGACUUCUCAUCAAUAAAAUGGGGAAGAUGCCUAGGAGUUGUUAUGAGGAUUUAAAUGCACUCAGACGUGUAAAGCAGGAGCCCUGGCUCAGGGUAAGUGCUUAGUGACUGGUAGUUUGUAACAGCUAUUAUUAGUAAGUGAAAAAUCUUGAGUAAAAUCCUUCAUAGUGUAAGGUACAACAUUCUUACGUAUUUUUAAAUUUAGAAAGAACAUCAGCUCAUUUAUAACCAAUCCACCACAAAGAAGAGAUGGGAAACAGAAAUCACCCUUCCUUGCUUUGCACUUACCAGAUUCCAGGCACUUAUUAGAAAACAUUUAAUCUUCCUGUCAAAAAAGUAGGGAUUUUUAGAACUCAUUAUACAGAGGAGGAAACUGAUCUUCAGAAGGGUUAAGUCAACUUUCCUAGUGUCACAAAGCUAAUUAAUGACUGAGCUAGAAUCUAUGUUUUAUGCAGUCCCCCAGUAUCCUGAGCCUCCAAGGUACUUGAUGCUGAGGACCAUCCUUGCUGCCCAGUCAGUUAAUUCUUUGUUUUCCUGAAGUUUUUGCUGGUGAGUUGGGCACACCUACUUUUCAUUAGGCACUCUGACCCAGACCCUGGAGCAAGAAGAGUUAGUGCAGGACGACCUGCUUCCCCGAGGAGAGGAGAUGGCUUGUUCUGUAUCUUUAAGUCUGCUGGGCAUCACAUAUAUGGUCGAUGCAUAAGAAAAUCGUCCAAGAGAAGAGACACAAGAAUGGAGUCCACACCCUCUCUGGCUUUCAGACCUUGGGUCUAGACAUUCGGCCAUGGUCUUUCUGGGCCCUACCAACAUCCCUCUUUUCAGCUGUAUUCAUCUCAACCUUCGGUGUCUGCUGAGUGCACUUUCUGACUUCGCAUGGGAACAGCGAGAGCCUGCGAAAGCAGUAGGGCCAGAGGGGGAGAAUAAGGAAAUCUGAGACUCAGAAACUCUAAGGCCUCUUGGAGACUCUGAGCUCCCUGGGAGUAGGUGCAGGUUCUUUUUGUUUCAAUAAUAAUAGCAACAACUGGCAUGACUAUGUCCCCGGUGUGUUUCAAGUGCUGUCCUCAUAGACGCUCUUUACAAGAACCUUUGGAGAUGGGCACAUCACAGAUAGAAUCCUAGAAGAUGGGCACUUUAAGUAUCCCCAUUUUAUAGACAUGGAAAUAGAGGCACAGAGAGGUUAAGUAACUUGCCCAAUGUCACACAGCUUGUAAGGAGGAGGGUUUGAACCCAGAGUUCUUCAGUUUAACCAAUAUAUCGUAUUGCUUGUUGGUAAGGAGGGAGGGAGGGAGGGAGUGAACAAGUGAGUCUGGGAUUUGCGGCUCGCCAGACGGACAAGGCCCCCAGAGGCAGGAUGAGGCGUACUCCAGAGUCAGAAGAGUUGGGUUGCAAUUCCCUGGCUACAGGACCUCGGGCAGUAACCUCAUCCGGAAGUGCCCAUGUCCUCAUCUUCAAAAUGGGAAUAAGGUCUUUUUGAGGAUGCAGUGAGAUCAUCUCCGUAAAGCUGUUAGCCCCAUGCCUGGUAUAUGCAGAGUGCUCAGUGAGGGCUCACUGUUAGUAUCACUGACGCUCUGCAGAUAGAUUGUAUUAAUGUGGCAUCACUGCAGCUAUAUCAAUGGAAACUCCGUGUUGACAAGAGCUAGAAGGGAAUAUGAAAAAGAAAACAGUUGCUAAACAUCAAAGGGAAUUACUGUUUUUUCAAUGCGUUGUCAUUUCUUUUUUCUUUUUUUGUAUGUUUAUUCAUUUUUGAGAGACAGAGACAGAGUAUGGGGGGGGAGGGGCAGAGAGACAGGGAGACACAGAAUCCAAAGCAGGCUCCAGUCUCCGAGCUGUCAGCACAGAGCCCGAUGCGGGGCUUGAAUUCAUGAGUUGUGAGAUGACCUGAGCCGAAGUCGGAUGCUUAACUGACCGAGCCACCCAGGUGCCCAAUGCUUUGUCUUUUAAGUGUGUGUCCAUUUCUAAACGGAAUAAAUAGAAUAUACAUGCAGUGGGUACUCAGUGGCCUUCAAAUGUAUUAUUGGUUGAUUCCAUUGCUUAAAAA